Messenger RNA from Schistocerca serialis cubense, 4308 nucleotides. RefSeq lists its product as uncharacterized. The transcript has 7 exons. NCBI's taxonomy places the organism in Eukaryota, Metazoa, Arthropoda, Insecta, Orthoptera, Acrididae. Bases 10 to 2598 code for a protein of 862 amino acids. The record is from RefSeq and is a predicted model, not a curated record.
CUGCAGACAAUGCAGCCGGCGGGCGUAGUUGCUGCGCUGGCGGCUCUGCUGGUGUCCAACGGGACGUCGGUGCUGGACUGCGUCUGCACCCACCUCAUCGACGACGACGACGGAUUCUGGUCACCCGGUCAUGCCGAAUAUAUAAUAAGGUUCAACUACUGUCGCUAUUCCGUAAUGUUUCCGGUCUUUGAGGACUGCAGGCGCCCGGAGCAGCCGUCGGCCGCCUCUGCCGCCGUGGGGCGCCUGAUAGCCCGCAUGUGGAGCGACGACCCGGCUGGAGGGCAGAAGGCGGAGGCGGAGGCGGAGGCGGAGGGGUGUGGCCGCGCCCUGGCCGAACUGCGCAGCCUCACCCUGCCCCAGGAGAACCAACUCAUCGAGCACAUCUUCUGCCGGAUCGCCGCCGACUGCAUCCGCUCCUGCCCUGCGCCGAGGUCGGACUGGAACGUGACAGCGCUGCGGGCGGACCGCGUGAGGCGCGCCGCCCUCUCGCAGUCGGUGCUCGCCGUCCGGCGCAUCACGAGGGCCGCCAUCGCCAGGACAGAGUGUGAGACCCACCACCGGCUCGACUUUGACUUUUUUGGGAGGAGGUUCCUGAACAAAACCGAACUGCAGGACCUGACUGCGGUUUUCCGGGAGCACCUCUCCAACACCUGGCGAGACUUUGCCAAUCUCUUCUCACUCGGUGUGUCGCAUGCCUCACAGCUGUUGGUUCCCCUCGCAUUUGAAGAUACGGGUAACCACACGAGUGAUCAGCGACUUCACGGUUGGAUUAAGGACGUGGAACGUGUGGGAGACAUGCUACACACAAAAUUAACCGGAUUGGUACUCGACACGCAAUCCAUUAUCAAACAGGUAGCGCACUACGAGAUAGAACAAGACAAGCCUUCGCUCCUGAAAUUCAGGCGGCCGCUGUUGAGUCCACGCCUCCUGCUCUACCAGCCGUGGAACGUCUUCUUCCACGACGACUUCAGUGCGCUGUGCGAGGAGCGGCAGCCAGAAUCGUCGCACAUGUUCCGAGUCGCUGACGCACUGUACUCCUUCUACCGUGUCUACUGGUUUACUGCAGCCGAUCCCCUAGAUACACUCUUCGAUCUUUAUUUCGAGUCUAUGGAAGAGGACGAGGAGUGGCAGCUGGAGGACAGAAGCCACACCACGGUCUCCGUGGACACCGACUGUGUGCAGCUGCUGGCGAACGCCCUGGACCACCCCACAUGUCCGCUGGAAGACCUGCCGCCGGAGACCGUGGAGCAGCGUGAGCGGUGCCGCGCGGAGCUGUGGGACGACGUGGUGCAGAGAUCGCCCCACGUGCCCGUCACCAGCUACCUGGCCUACACGCAGAGGGUGAACAUCAACCUCUGUCUGCUGGCCUGGAUGGCAGUUGGCCCAUACGGUAUCUGUCAGGACGUCCCAUUUAGCACGAUACGGUCGGUGCACGAUGCUCGCUGCUAUUUCGAUAGUCCUGACGAUCAAUCGUGUCUGGAAUCGAACGCCACAGAUGCCAUCUGCUCUGUUUCCAGAGCUAUUUUGAUGCUGAGGUGUCGCGAUUUUUCCGCCUUUUCCGAUAAUUGCAGCAUCAAUUAUGAAAGACCUCUAUCACACCCAUUGACAGUGGAAAGUGGGGACCUACCGCAUCAAAAGGUAACAGAAGAAACACUGAACCACAAAAACAGCUUAAACGACGCCACCUUGAGAUACAAGAAUUUCAAAAUCGACAGCUUAAAGCCUUUGGAAAUCUCACUUGUAUUGGUAAAUAUUGUUUUCCGCCUUUGGACUGCCGGAGUAUACAUGUACCUUCCCCAGUUACGCAACUUGCCUGGAAAGAUAUUCUUGUCCUUUCAGAUCACUUGUAUAGUCCAGAUCAUGUGUUCUGAGGUCGUGUAUCGUAUGACCGGUUUCCCUGGCUUAUCUACAGCAGUGCUGAUAGAUAGCGGCCUCACACUUCUCAGCUGUAUCUGGCUAAACCUAUUCUGCUACCACAUGUAUGCUUGUGUUCGUCACCUCACGCUUCCUGACGACCUGCUACCUGCUGAAGUAAGCAGGUUACUCUGUCGUCAAGUGCUGUAUGCGUUAAUACCGUGGAGUACAGUAUGUGUGGCAGCUGCUGCUUUGGAAAAGACGAGCAAAUAUCAUCUGAUCCAUAGUCGUGUAGUAGUCCUUGCGAGCAUUGCACUAUCAGUGUCUUUCAAUAUGGUUUGUCUCGGACUGAUUGGGUACAUGUACCUACGCACUCGGUUUUCCAUGCGGCAACUCAAAAUUUUUGUUAACAAUAAAUUUGCCUCAAAGAAACAAUGUUUUUUCAUGUCAGUUAAGGCUGUUAUCCUAAGUGGAAUAGGCAUUAUAAUUAGAAUCGGGUUCCACCAGGCUCAGGAGAUAGCGCAGUUUGUGUACUACGUACACCUAGUUACGAUGUUGCAAGGACCAGUGCUGUUCGUCUGCUUCGUCUGUAACGGAACGACGCUCCCCUUACUGAAGGACAGGCUGCUGGCGUGGUUUAACCCAACUGGCAUCCCUGCAGGGCGAGAACUCUGCUCAGCUGCAGAGAGGAAUCUGGCCAGGAGGAACAACGAACAGUCUCCAGCUGCAGAAUCCUCACUGUAGGCUGCUUCGGUAUUUUUCCCAAAUAACUGUCUUCACUACAGACUGCAUUAAAGCCAGUAAUCAGGUAUAAAGAUGUACUCUAUCUGAUAUGACAACAUUAAAUGUGAUAUCGUACAGCCAGCGCUUAGCGCUUUGCUAAUGUCUUCUUCAUUUAUAGCUGUGUGUUUAUUUUAGCCUCUGUCUGCGUAUUCUAAUGCAGUGAGAUUACUUACGAAAAUUGUUCCGAAACACUUUGUGUACCCAUAUAUAUAUAUAUAUAUAUAUAUAUAUAUAUAUAUAUAUAUAUAUAUAUAUAUAUAUUAAUAAAACCAACAAACUGCAGGGACGAAUCCCAAUGGGAAGUGGAGGAAAAAGGUCGUAUCAACAUGUGUGCAGAAAUGCACCGCUACCACAGUAGAUGGCGCUGACGAAUUAAAUUUCCUCUGACCACGUCCCGUGUGUUCCUCGUAUAUAAGAGACUGCGUGAUCGACGGAGCAUACUGUAAGCAGCAUACGGUGUGGUAUUCGUGUCGGGAUCAAGCGGGACACAGUCAAACAGAUGGAAACAGUCGAGAUGCAGCGCAGCUAUACCUGAACAAGUGCCGUCACGGAGAAAAACCACACCACACAACAUUUCAAACCCUUUUGGACGAUUGUGUGAUCACGAGUCCUUUCAGUCAGAUGUAUGUGCAGGGAGGUGGCGGACUGUGCACACACCAGAUCCGGAGGACUGGGCUCCACAGAAUAUUCGGACGAACCCUUGCAAAAGUCCAGGAAGGUGGCCAGCUAUUUGCACAUACCAGGCUCUCUCUGAAUGACGGGCUGUUCCACUGGAGCUCAUAAUAGGGUUUGUCUCAGUAUCCUGUCGAACCCCGUCCUCCAAAUCUGGUGUACGCAGACUCCGCCGCCUCCCUGCACGUUCGUCUGCCUGAAAGGACCAGUGGUCACACAAUCGUUCAAAAAUGGCUUGAAAUGUUAUGUAACGUGGUUGCCUUGUGUGAGGAAAGCUUGUUUUGGUAUAGUCGUGCUGCGUCUCGACCGUUUGGUUGUACAAAAUCACCACCUUGCCUUAUUCACAACACGCUGCUCUCACUCGUCAGUGUCACCUACUGUGGCAGUGGUGCUUAAUUAAGAUAUGUUGCCUGGAAAAAGGAAGUUUUAUACAGAUAUGCGUGUGAAACUUGUACUUCUAUACGAUUUGUAAUUUAAGUACCACGGCAAGAGACUUUCAAAUCUUUGUAAAAUGAAAGGAGCAGGGAGAUGGCUGAAGUAGUGCGUGGAUGAAUGUGUAAAUGGGUUUGUUGAGCUUAUUAGUGUUUCGAUUGCAUAGAGUGGCUCAAGUAAAAAAAAAAGCAAUAAAUAAAUGUGUAAAAUGUGACUCGAAGUGAACGCAGACAAAGUAUGAAAGGAUACUAUUAUACGAGAUUAGAGUAAUUGCGUUUGUGAGACAAUAUGGUGAUUUGUUAAGGUAGACGUUCGUAAGGGUACUGUAGCAGAUGUUAAAAAUUAGGGUUCCACGUGCUACUCUAUAAAACGGGGAAGAACAUUACUUAAUGGGGCAUUUAUAGAAACGGAGCCAUGGGAGGAUAAACAUGUGCCAGUAGAGUGAAUCCUGGAAAAAAUGUGCCACAGUAGCUUAACUAGAAGGACGCACUACGCUGAAAUUAUUGUGAUUUGUAAUCAGAAGAUGAUGUAACAUUUGUUCAAAUAAAACCUGAGUGAUAAAGUGAA